AUGGCGGCUCCUGGUCCUGUGACUCCUGGGGCACCCUUUGAACCAUCACAGCCCCCAGUCAUUGAGGGCUUUAGCCCCAGUAUCUACAGCACUCAAGAAAGCUUCAAGGUAAAAUUUCUUCACAAGACCCAGGAGAACCCAAUGGUACCCAUAGGCUGCCUGGGCACGGCGGCCGCCCUAACCUACGGCCUCUACUGCUUCCAUCGGGGUCAGAGCCACCGCUCUCAGCUCAUGAUGCACACCCGGAUCGCCGCCCAGGGCUUCACGGUCACAGCCGUCUUGCUGGGUCUGGCUGCAUCUGCUAUGAAGUCUCGAUCCUGA
Molecule: messenger RNA, 321 nt
Organism: Neomonachus schauinslandi (Hawaiian monk seal)
Lineage: Eukaryota; Metazoa; Chordata; Mammalia; Carnivora; Phocidae
Product: HIG1 domain family member 2A-like
Exons: 1
Coding region: 1-321 (106 amino acids)
Biological process (GO): mitochondrial respirasome assembly
Cellular component (GO): mitochondrion
Source: RefSeq, a predicted model, not a curated record